AUGCUGAAGUUCCUGUCCUCACCCUCCAACAUGAAGGUCUCCGCCGCGAUUCUGUGCCUGCUGCUCACAGAAGCCACCUUCAGCCCCCAGGUGCUUGCACAACCAGAUUCAGUUUCCAUUCCAGUCACAUGCUGCUUUAAUGUGGUCAGUAGGAGGAUUCCCACCCAGAGACUGGACAGCUACACAAGAAUCACCAACGUCCAGUGUCCCCAGGAAGCUGUGAUUUUCAAGACCAAACUGGCCAAGGAAUUCUGUGCUGACCCCAAAGAGAGGUGGGUCAGGGAUUCCAUGAAGCACCUGGACCGAAAGACCCAAACCCUGAAAACUUCAACUAUCACACCUGGACUGACAGUCAGAGCCUGA
Carlito syrichta (Philippine tarsier) is the source of this 363-nucleotide messenger RNA. It is a transcript of the gene CCL8, whose product is annotated as C-C motif chemokine ligand 8. Gene Ontology annotation, cellular component: extracellular region. Gene Ontology annotation, biological process: monocyte chemotaxis; cellular response to type II interferon; positive regulation of ERK1 and ERK2 cascade. The coding region runs from base 1 to 363 and encodes 120 amino acids. Lineage: Eukaryota; Metazoa; Chordata; Mammalia; Primates; Tarsiidae. Gene Ontology annotation, molecular function: chemokine activity; CCR chemokine receptor binding. The record is from RefSeq and is a predicted model, not a curated record. The transcript is spliced from 3 exons.